AUGGCCACAAUCAAGCCCAUCGAGGGCCGCACAAUUCACCAAAUUCAGUCUGGUCAGGUCAUUGUUGAUCUAUGCUCCGUCGUCAAGGAGCUUGUAGAAAACAGCAUCGACGCUGGUGCUACAAGCAUAGAUGUACGCUUCAAGAACCAGGGCCUGGACUCCAUAGAGGUCCAGGACAAUGGCGAAGGUAUUUCAGCAGACAACUACGAGACAAUUGCCUUGAAGCACUACACUUCGAAGCUUGCAACCUACUCCGAUCUGGCAACCCUCCAGACCUUUGGUUUCCGCGGCGAAGCCUUGUCAUCGUUAUGUGCCUUGUCUCAAUUCAGCAUUGUCACCUGCAUGGCACAGGAUGUUCCCAAAGGCACUAGACUCGAGUUCGAGUCAUCAGGGAAGCUCAAGGAAACGCAUGUGGUGGCCGCCCAGAAGGGAACCAACGUCAUCGUCGGGAACCUGUUUCACAACCUUCCCGUACGCCGCCGCGAGCUCCAACGCAAUGUCAAGAGAGAAUGGAACAAGGUUAUCGCAUUGCUGAACCAGUAUGCUUGUAUCCAGACCGGCGUCAAGUUUUCUGUCUCCCAACAACCUACCAAGGGGAAACGCAUAAUCCUCUUCUCUACAAAGGGCAACCCUACUACGCGAGAGAAUCUAGUCAACAUCUUCGGCGCCAAGACGAUGACGGUCCUGGUGAAACUCGAUCUUUCCCUCCAAUUCGAGCCUACCACUAAGCCGGGCUUGAAAUCUACUACUCAAGACGAUAAAACUUCUACCAAGGUCCAGGUCCGGGGUUACGUGAGUCGCCCUGCACACGGAGAGGGCCGUCAGACCCCUGAUCGACAAAUGUUCUUCGUCAAUGGCAGACCAUGCGGCCUCCCUCAGUUUGCCAAGGUCUUCAAUGAGGUUUACAGGGCUUAUAAUUCCUCCCAGUCGCCCUUCAUAUUGGCGGAUAUUCAGCUCGAUACGCACCUGUACGAUGUCAACGUCAGCCCGGAUAAGCGCACAAUCAUGCUCCAUGACCAGAAUCGCAUGCUGGAGACUAUGAAGGAGGCAUUGUCCUCCCUCUUUGAUUCCCAAGACUAUUCCAUCCCGUCCGCACAGCAGUCAACACAAAUGACACAGAUGGCGAAAGCGGCUCCCAUUCUUGAGAACGACGGUUCCGACGGUGAUGGCGCACCUUCGAAAGGAGCAGAGGCCGCCCCGACGAAGCAGACGAGUCCAAAUGACGACGAUGAGCUUAGUUCCGAGAAUGAUGACGAACAAUCACACUCACGCACCAAGCCGCCACGCAAGCCCCGUCAGAAAAAGCCACAAAAGCUCACAACAGCAGAGCUACAGUCCCAGAGCUUACUCAGCCGGUGGGUUGGACGAGCAGCCGAAAGCCGUGCUUUGCAACGGGAAAGAGAGAUAGAAUCCGAAGAGCCUGUCGCCGAAGACAGUGGUGAGAAGGCUACGGCCACUGAUCCUCACUCUGGUGCGUCUGAAUCAGAGGAUGAGGUGGCCGCGGAGGCUGCCGAGAGCACUUCGUUCAAGACGCCGCGACAGGUCCUCGACUUCAACGCUCGGCUUUCAAACAACGAUCAACACCAGGAAACAGAUGCUUCACGGGGGAGUGUCUCACGGGCUUCUGACGAUGGCGCCGAAAACAGACAGGCCCAGAUUCCUGCUAUGACACCUAUUAGAACACCAAGAGUUGACCCUCUUGCAUCUUCAUCAACUCCACGGCUACCUAAGCGGUCAGCUCUAGAAGUUGCUACAGUGUCUAUUGGAGACAGCACGGUUACCAGCUCGGUUGAGCCGACUCCAAAGAGAACAAGACUUGAGCCAGUCUCAACAUUAAGGUCAACCGCGGCGACAACCUCCUUUGGCUCAAGGUUGACGCAGAUGUUCUCUGCGAGCAACGCAGCGAGGCAGAAAGGUAUCGCCAGGGCGAGCACUGAUCUAUCAGAAAACCCCAGUGAAGGUGCAGAUGUAGAGUCAGGUGAGGGCAGGGAGAGUGAUGGCAGCUCGGAGGAGCUGCCUGCAGAUGAAGCCAUGGCCGGCCAGGAUGAUGGCUUCGAGUCUGCUUCCGAUAGACCCGAAGAGCAAUCAAGUCCAACAACCAAACCCGAUAUAGACGUGCCGCGUCGCAACAAGGCCCCGGCACCCGUCACAACGAACGACGAGAGUCUAAAGGAUGAGGCAGCGGCACCCACAAUCCUCGCAGAGACUCGGUCGAAUGCCCUCAAAGGGGGCACCAGGCGAAAAGACGCAACUUUACAGCAGAGGCAGAAUGUCAAGAUUGACACGGCCGACUUACAAUCUCGCAUCGAAUCUUGGCAGGCAGAGCUAAGGCGCAUCACCCACCAGCGAAGCCGACAGUCCAAGAGCUCCUCCGGCAUCGAGGCUCUCAAGGCCGAGGAUGCGGAAGCAGCUCUUUCCUUGAUCAUCUCAAAGUCGGAUUUCGCAAAGAUGACUAUUGUCGGCCAGUUCAACCUCGGCUUCAUCAUUGCCGUCCGACAUGCGGCCAGGGAUCAAGACGGGGAUGCGAUCGGGGACGACGAGCUAUUCAUCAUAGACCAACACGCGUCGGACGAAAAGUACAACUUUGAGAGGCUGCAGUCGACAACGGUCGUCCAAUCUCAGAGACUGGUCCACCCGAAACAGCUGGAACUCACAGCCCUGGAGGAAGAAAUCGUCAUGGAAAACGUGCCGGCAUUGGACGUCAACGGCUUCAAGGUCAGCGUCGACAGUUCGGGUGAUCAACCCGUGGGAGCGAGGUGUAAGCUGCUCGCGCUACCCCUCAGCCGCGAGACGACCUUUACAUUGUCCGACCUCGAGGAGCUCAUCUCCCUGCUCAGCGACCACCACCUCACCGAGGUCAGCUCCGCGCCUCGGCCGUCCAAAGUGCGGUCCAUGUUCGCCAUGAGGGCGUGUCGCAGCAGCGUCAUGAUUGGCAAGGCUUUGGCGCAACGGCAGAUGGAGAAGCUGGUGCGUCACAUGGGCGAGUUGGAUAAGCCGUGGAAUUGUCCGCAUGGGCGGCCGACGAUGAGGCAUCUGAGCGGGCUUGGUGCCUGGGACGAUAUGGGGUGGAAGGAGACUGAGCCUCGGGUCGACUGGGCCAAGUAUGCUCGGGCAUAG
This is a messenger RNA of Colletotrichum phormii, 3117 nucleotides long. Its product is annotated as DNA mismatch repair protein MutL. Gene Ontology annotation, biological process: mismatch repair. NCBI's taxonomy places the organism in Eukaryota, Fungi, Ascomycota, Sordariomycetes, Glomerellales, Glomerellaceae. Gene Ontology annotation, molecular function: mismatched DNA binding; ATP binding; ATP hydrolysis activity. The transcript has 3 exons. The coding region runs from base 1 to 3117 and encodes 1038 amino acids. Gene Ontology annotation, cellular component: MutLalpha complex. The record is from RefSeq and is a predicted model, not a curated record.